This is a messenger RNA of Racocetra fulgida, 178 nucleotides long. The record is from the annotation of a GenBank genome assembly. NCBI's taxonomy places the organism in Eukaryota, Fungi, Glomeromycota, Glomeromycetes, Diversisporales, Gigasporaceae.
UAAAUAACGACGGCAUUCAAACUCCAAGUCUCGGCAUUAAUUUUGCCGGUGCCGAUCCCGAUGUUGUAUGCCUUGGGAUUAAUAUGAAUAAUCGCACAUUUGUUUUCUGUACAAAUAUGGAAAAAAAAGACGGAGCCUCGCUUCGAAAAAUCUCAGAAAUUUUAAUAAUAAUAAUUAA